CCUCCUCCUCUCCUGUAACGGCGUGAAAUGAGAAGUGGCGCCGGAGUUUAAACAGGCGGCUAAAGGGGGUGGGCAGCCGGGGCACCGCACACACAGACAGACAGACAGACAGACAGACAGACCCGCAUCUCGCUGGAAUCAUUCACCAAAAAAAAAGAAGACAUAUCGAAUUUGUAAGAGGCGAUGGAUUCGGGCAUCAGGCGGCCGGGAAUCACUGCGUUUGCAAAAAUGACCAAAGUUCGCAGGAGGAGAGAGAUGAUUCUUUAUCAGAUUGGCGUUCCUUGCAGUAUUCUGUUCCUGGCCUGGUGCAUGUGUAGUCUGCUCUCUACACUAGAGCGAGAGCAACAGACUGGACAACAAGCCAUGCGGGACCUAAGGUGGUGGAACAGGAAGUUAAUGGCAGCCACGAAGGACAACGGUACCCAGACAAAGAACUGUACCGAGCCAGCUAUCCACGAAUUUCCAAGUGAUUUGUUUACCAAUAAGGAAAGGCAACAAGGAGGAGUAUUACUUCAUAUAACAGGAGCCAUGUAUAUGUUUUACGCACUGGCUAUAGUUUGUGAUGACUUCUUUGUUCCAGCCUUAGAAAAGAUAUGUGAGAGAUUACAUUUGAAUGAAGAUGUUGCCGGUGCCACCUUCAUGGCAGCUGGAAGCUCGGCACCAGAGCUGUUUGCUUCAGUCAUUGGUGUCUUUAUCACCCAUGGAGAUGUUGGAGUUGGAACUAUCGUUGGUUCUGCAGUGUUUAACAUCCUGUGUAUCAUUGGUGUCUGUGGAUUAUUUGCAGGGCAGAUUGUAUAUCUGACUCAGUGGUCUGUGUUCAGGGAUUCGCUGUACUAUACUUGGUCAGUUAUCAUGCUUAUUGUGUUCAUGUAUGAUGAGAGAAUUGAUUGGUGGGAAGGCCUUAUCCUGAUCCUGAUGUAUGCUGGUUAUAUAGUUGUGAUGAAGUUCAAUACCCAGUUGCAGAAUUUCUUUGUGAGCAAACUGAUGAAGGAUGUGGCAAAUGGCAAUGUGAUCGGUAAUGAGAUGGAGGAUGUCCAGUCUGCCAAUGGUGUGGACAAGGAGAUCUGUGCAGCAGAAAAAUGUGAUGGGAUUGAAAACGGAAAUGUCCCUCUGGACAUCAAUGCAAAAGAAGAUGAUCACAAGGAUGAAAAUGAACCAGAGCUCACAUCGCCAUUUUCUCCACCAGGGGGUUGUUUGAAUAAGGUGAAGUGGCUGAGUUCGUGGCCGGUCCUUCUCGUGCUAUUCUUCACCGUCCCAAACUGUGCGAAACCUCGCUGGGAGAGGUUCUUCAUGGUAACCUUCUUCAUGUCCACCGUGUGGAUUGCUGUCUUCUCUUACUUAAUGGUUUGGAUGGUCACUGUCAUUGGGUUCACUCUUGGAAUUCCAGAUAUUAUCAUGGGGAUCACAUUUCUGGCAGCUGGAACGAGUGUUCCCGAUUGCAUGGCUAGCUUAAUAGUGGCCAGACAAGGAAUGGGUGACAUGGCAGUGUCCAACACGGUCGGAAGCAAUGUGUUCGACAUACUCGUUGGUUUAGGUCUUCCGUGGGGUCUGCAGACGAUGAUUAUUGACACUGGAUCCUUUGUCCGCAUCAACAGCAAAGGCCUCGUUUAUUCUGUUAUUCUUCUCUUAGGAUCUGUGGCACUCACGGUGGCUGGUAUUCAUGUGAAUGGAUGGAAAUUGGAUAAAAGGCUGGGUAUUUAUGUGCUGGUCCUCUACGCUGUUUUCUUGUGCUUCUCAAUCAUGAUAGAAUUUAAUGUGUUUACUUUUGUUAACUUGCCUAUGUGCAAAGUCAGCAUUUAAGCAUAUCUGAGCACCACAGGAUACCAUCAAAAAAUAACUGUCGUAAGCUGCUCUUGGAUCUUUCUUUGGUAUAUAAAGAAUGUUUUCUUUUGGCUAUUUUGAAAGUUAAAGCAGCUUUUAACACAGAGCCAGAACUAUUAUUUGACAAGAAGACUGCUGACUGAUUAUUGUACACUGAAGUCGCGCAAGGACCUCUCACUCCCUCCGAUGGAGCUUCGACGAAUUACGCCCAUGAUUUAGCAACGUGACUGCAACAACUGGAUGUUUUACAGCCUGUUUGUGCACACGAGUGCAAAAUUAUAACGUGUUAAACAGCAAGAGUGCUACAUAUCAGUCUUUUAGUUCAUGGGACUUCACCACAUAUACUAUAUGUGGGAAGCAAUUUGUUAGGCAGUCUUUUCUGACCUAAUUUUAAGUAGGGCCACGAUACAUGUUGAAGCCAAUGUCUGUUUAUGUUCAGAAACUUAAAAGAGUAUAUAUUGGAAUUGUGUGCAUAUGAACAAGAUAAUUUGUAUAUUCAGUCAAUGUAGCUUAAAUAAUGAAUGAAAUGCUAAACUUGUACAUUUUAAUAGGAAAGUAUAUAUGCUGACUUUAUGUUUGAACUUUGAUUCAUAGUAUUUUGACUAUGCUAUAGAAACAGUGCCCUCCAUAAUGUUUGGGACAAAGACCCAUCAUUUAUUUAUUUGCCUCUAAUCCAGAAUUUGAGAUUUGUAAUAGAAAAAAAUUACACGUGGUUAAAGUACACAUUGUCAGAUUUUAAUUAAGGCCAUUUUUAUACAUUUUGGUUUCACCAUGUAGAAAUUACAGCAGUGUUUAUACAUAGUCUCCCCAUUUCAGGGCGCCAUAAUGUUUGGGACACAGCGAUGUCAUGUAAAUGAAAGUAGUCAUGUUUAGUAUUUUGUUGCAUAUCCUUUGCAUGCAAUGACUGCUUGAAGUCUGCGAUUCAUGGACAUCACCAGUUGCUGGGUGUCUUCUCUGGUGAUGCUCUGCCAGGCCUGUAUUGCAGCCAUCUUUAGCUUAUGCUUGUUUUGGGGGUUAGUCCCCUUCAGUUUUCUCUUAAGCAUAUAAAAGGCAUGCUCAUUUGGGUUCAGAUCAGGUGAUUGACUUGGCCACUCAAGAAUUGACCAUUUUUUUUAGCUUUGAAAAACUCCUGUGUUGCUUUAGCAGUAUGUUUGGGAUCAUUGUCUUGCUGUAGAAUGAACCCCCGGCCAACAGGUUCUGAGGCAUUUGUAUGAACCUGAGCAGAUAGGAUGUGUCUAUAC
Molecule: messenger RNA, 3062 nt
Organism: Leucoraja erinaceus (little skate)
Lineage: Eukaryota; Metazoa; Chordata; Chondrichthyes; Rajiformes; Rajidae
Gene: slc24a4b
Product: solute carrier family 24 member 4b
Exons: 16
Coding region: 184-1800 (538 amino acids)
Biological process (GO): calcium ion transmembrane transport; intracellular calcium ion homeostasis
Cellular component (GO): membrane
Molecular function (GO): calcium channel activity; calcium, potassium:sodium antiporter activity
Source: RefSeq, a predicted model, not a curated record